Messenger RNA from Clonostachys rhizophaga, 5151 nucleotides. The record is from the annotation of a GenBank genome assembly. NCBI's taxonomy places the organism in Eukaryota, Fungi, Ascomycota, Sordariomycetes, Hypocreales, Bionectriaceae.
AUGAAGCGCUCAAGCCGGACGGCUGCACGCCGCUUUGGGUUUACUGCCGAUUCCGCGUCGCCAACUUCGCCGUCAAAGCCAUCAUUUGACCACAUCUCACACCCUGGCCAAGGUGAGCCUCACAACACCCAAAACUCGCCCUUGGCUGCGUCAAGAGAUGAUGCCGAUGGCGAAAACGCAAAAACACCAAUCGUCCCUUGGAUGCGACGAGCUCGUCGCAAUAGCCUCGCUGCUACUCCCACAUACCAGGGGCCAUCAGUAAAAGACGAGCAGCACGGUGACAGUCCCGAGAAGGGCGGCCACAGUCUUCGAAAGCGCGCGCGCGUUAAUUACGCCACGGAGCACAUCGGAGAGGAUUUGUUCGCCCCAAGCUCUACAGCGCCUCGCUCAAGAAAACGCACCAAACCGUACGGGUUUGAGGAGACUGAGGAUUUUUCCGGUCCAAAGGCCAAGCGGCGGAACACCUCAUUGAGUGUGGACACACCCAGCACUCGCCGACGCAACCCUGCCCGCAAGCCGGCAGAGCCCAAAGAAUCCAAGCCGUUUCCCACCAACACCAGCUUUGGCAAUCAUUUCAACGAUGAUAACGAUAUCAUCCGCGAUACCAUCGAAGUUGGCCUGUCGCCAUCCGACAUGGAACUAGUUGACUCGGAUGAGCUCAGCAGUGUCGGCAGCUCCCCAUCUCCAAAGCAGGAGGAGGACGCAGAAUCUUCGCGUGCUCAGUCUAUUGACUUCAGGUCCAGCGAACCUACCAAAGAGCCCGAAACCAAGUAUCCUACCAUCAAGGAGACUGGGAUUGGUGCACGAGAGUCUAAUACCAAGGCAUCUCAUGCCAAGCCGGCUAUCAAGUCGAUAGAAGGCAGACCAGUCUAUAUCGCUACUAUAAAAUUCAACUUGGCGAAGGAAAUUGAGCGGGAAGCCCUGCAAAUUGCAACCAACGCAGCAACUGUAGUCGUACCGGCAGCGCCCAAGCCAACAGAUGUCAAGGAAGAUAGAGUUGAGAAGACAGAAGCAAAGGAUCCCGAGUCAAAGCCAAGCCCAGUGGAAACUAAAGCCCAGCAAACAGGCCCGGUUGAAACAGAGGUCAAACAAUCCGACGUCAAGGAAGUCAGCACCGAUGAGCCUAUUUUGAAAGAGACUGAACCCAAGAAGGUGGAUUCAGAAGUCAUUGUGCCUGAAGGAGCUACAGCUGGGCAAGCUGAAUUGAAAGAGACUCAACCUGAGCCUGUUCAACUCGAUGAUAUCACGAGCAAAACUGCUGAACCCGAAAAACCUGCGACUCAGGAUGCUGAGCUCAAGAGUCCUGAGACCAAGCUUCCGCCUGAGGAGCCUCAAGAGCCUAAAGACAAUGCCGAAGCUACUGAAGAAUCCAAAGUGGCUGAUUUUGACAUGAAGGAUGCUGAACCCGUCAUCAUUGAGAAGGACUCAGAUGCGAAGAAUGUCGAGCAUAGCACUUUGAGUACCGAUGCUCCCGAGGCUGUUCUCAAGGAGGUUGACUUGGUGGUAAACGAACCUGAGACGAAGGCCAAGGAGCCUGAAACCGAAGUAAAAGAGGCAGAACCCACGGUUGCCAACGUCCAAGAAGUUGAUGUCGCCAGUACCGAUCAUCUAGGUACCGAAGUCCAAGCCACCGAGCCCAAGAGUGCUGAAGCACAAGCUACCGAGCCCAAGAGUGCCGAAGUCCAAGCCACCGAGUCCAAGAGUGCUGAGGUACAAGCCACUACGCCCAAGAAUGCUGAGGUACAGGCCACCGAGCACAAGAGUGUUGAGGCACAAGCCACCGAGCUCAAGAUUGCUGAAGCGCAAGGCACUGAGCUCGAGAGUGCCAAACCCCAAGAGACUGAGCCCGAGAGUGCCAAACCUCAAGAGACUGAACCCGAGAGUACCAAACCCCAAGAGACUGAACCGAAGAGUAUCGAGAUUGAAGAAAACGAACCCAAAGAUAUCCCGGCCAUUGAGUCUACAAUCAAUGGCGUCGAGACCCAGGGCAGCAGGCCGGAAGAUGUUUCGAUGAAGGAUGCUGGAGUAAAUGACACCACAGUCAAGGAUGCUGAGGUCAAGGACAUUGAGCCGAAUGAUCCCGAGGCCAGAAAUGUUGAAACCAAGAGUCUGGAAGUCGGAGAUGUUGAGGCCAAAGAAUCUGAAGCCAAGGACUCCGAAGUUGAGAAGCCAAAAGUUCAGGAUGUCAAGACCCAUGAGCCCACUUCAAAAGCUGCCACACCUGAGAUUACGGAUAUCGUUGAAGACCGUCCAAUGGACACCGGAAAGACAGAAGUUUCCGAAAUCAAAAGUCAGGACACCACGCUGGAAGUAGCUUCUACUCUGGAACCAAAUCCCAUUGAGGCUGAGAUUGGUCAGAUCCAAUCACCACGUGCCGAAAUCACAAAUGAGGAGACUGAUGCGCAGAUGAAGCAAGCUGGGUCUCGCUUGGAGCAGGGCGAGGCCACCGAAAAUGAAGUCUCAGGCAUCAAAAAUAUGGCCCAAAAUCCAGUUGAGACAGAAGAUGCAGAAAUGAACGAGGCCGGUUCCUCUCAGGAGCAUCAACUCACUCAAGAAAAGCCCAACGAUAUUCCCAAUGAGGACAAUAUCGCAGAUAGCAAAGAGGGGCCCAGUAAUCAGGUUCAACAAGCCCAAUCCGAGUCCCAAGCCGAGACGACCGUUAGCUCUGCUAGCCAGGAAGUACAUUCGCCAGCUAGCAUUUCCUUUCAAAAUACAGAUACAGUUGUCACUCCUCAGACCCCUACGAAACAAGGACUUCAGUCUUGGUCGUUUUCGAACAAAUCUGAAAACAAAGAAGAGCCCGGAACAACUCCAGCUUUGUCCACUUCUGGCCAGAACAUUGUUCAAUUUCCAGAGUCACCGCAGGACACAACAAUGAUUUCUCCUCCACCAUUCAAUGAAACACCCUCUCAUGCUGUUGCCGAUAAUGAUGAUCAGGACGAGCCAGCUUUGAAUCAAGAAACUGUUCCUGAGAUUGUGGACGAUAAUUCAACAGCAACAUCGAUAGCCACCCCAUCCGAACCCAACCUAUCCGUUGACGCAAUAAUGGCCGAACCUGAGGAGAAAGAAGUCGGCAUUUUACAAUCUCAGCCCAUCUUGGAGCAGCCAACACAACCCACAAAAUCCCUCGAAAGCCCAUCGAAGAAGCCCAUGCCUACCCCAGUCGGCCGAUGGUCUCAUCUUACACCCUACGUCGACGGUGAAUUUACUUCUUAUCCAGAGAAAAGGGAACGAUCUGAGGAUGAUGAUGGCAGCGAGGACCCAUCCCAAGAAAAUACCAAAGAAGCCAAUGAUCUUGAUGUUGUCGCAGACGACAAUGACGACCUGCCUGACGUUGGGGCUUCUGAGUUACCAACAGGCGCUCUCAAUACACCCACCCGAGGGUCACCAGUCCCUGAGUCUCUGAAUAUUGAGACCUCUAACUCGCCCGCGCCGGCAAAUGACGACCCUGACUACGCUGAGAUCACUGAGCCGCAAGAACCUCUAGAGCGAGCACUCCGUUUCAAAUAUCGCAAACUUCGGAAUGCUGAUGAUUUCAUCUCUGUCAUUGACAAUUAUGAAAGUAUGAAAACCGAAGAUCUUUAUGAAAUGCUACAAGCAAUCAACGUAUCCCUCGUCGAAUGGCAGGACGAGUGGUCUCAGUUGGGCAAGGUCGUUGAUGACUUCGAAAACGCCUCGCGCAGACGGAUCGCAGAUUCCAAGUAUGAGAGUCGUACUCGGAACCUUAACCAGCAUGGUAUCAACUUCGAAGAGCCAGACUUUGCUGUCAAGGGAUACAAAGCAAAGGAGAGAGAGGUCAUGAGUGAAACCCGGUAUCUGCAACAGCAGGACCGCACUAUGGCAGCUUCUUACGGUUUUGAGUAUGAUCCUCAUCCUUCAAAGAUCGGUCGCCAGAACCCGGAAACUCAACAGGCAGGCGUCACAACGCGUGGCAGAGCACUUCGCAAUCAGCCAAGGCAAACCGCCAAGGCCACUGAGACUGACGGCGUCACGGGCAAGAGGCAACGCAAGGCUGUUCAACUUUUUGAUCCUACUACUCAGGAUAUUAGUAGAAGUUCAACACCUGCGCCAACCCGCGGCAAACGGCGGAAACUCAACGAGAAUGAUGACGCCCAAUCCAUGCCCACAUCCAGCUUCAAUGAGGACGGCAUAUCCGAUGUUGAAACAACUCCGAAUACGCGAAGGAGACGUGGCCCUCGUGCUAAAAAUGCAGCGUCGAAGUUCGAUGGACCAUCCUCUCAGGGUCAAGAUCAGCGCGAAGAACCACCAAAAAGUACUGGUCGCCGAGCCAGAAACAAAAUCUUCGCCCCAGACGACGAGAUGGACAAGCCCAGGCACUAUGAUGAGAUCGAUGGCCAGGAUGAGUCCAAACCCCGUCGCCUUCUCACUCUCAAAAUUCCCAAAGGCACAACUAUUAGCGACACCGCCUCAACAAUUGAAGAUAAUGGCGACUUGAGGCCGUCUACAGCAUCUUCAGACUCGACCACCCAUACGGUUGAAUCAUCCUACUCGUUCAGGCCUAAGCGCCAAAAGAGGUUCAGGGACGAGCCGGACAAUGGAGACGAACCGGCACAAGCACCAGCCAAAAAGAGGGGUAGACGAAACAACGUUGACAAUCGGGGAGAUUACACGAUAGGCGAAGGAAGCUCCCUUCCGUCUGAGAACACAGCCAAUGCUGGCACGGGCCGCAAAGCUCCCAAAAUCAAAGUCAUGAGGCCCACUCAAGAGAGCCGUAACGGCACUCCAACAUCGCAACCUACAACUGAAGGUGGUGAUGAUCAACCCAAGGACUAUAGAGCAAUGACCAAGUCUGAGAAGAUGUCGGCUUCUAUGAAAAACCGUUGGGCAAACGGCAACAUGGCCGGCGCAGUUGAGAAGCGCAAGGCCACCCUUGCUGCUAAAAAGGCGGCUCAAGUGGCAGCCGAGCAGAAGGUUGGACCUAUUGCGCCGAAGCAGAAAAGCAACAAACCGAGCAAAAAAGAGCCCACUCUUCCAGCAGAAAAUCCUGGAUUUCUCAGCAAGGAGUCCAGCACCAACAUGUGCCUCCACAUCCUCAAACUCAUUCACACGACCUUCCUCCUAUGGGAAUUCCUUUUCCGUCCUCAAGAUAAAGAGCAAAUGAGCAACAAUGAGAACAACGGUUCAUACUGA